Messenger RNA from Lobosporangium transversale, 4368 nucleotides. RefSeq lists its product as hypothetical. Bases 1 to 4368 code for a protein of 1455 amino acids. The transcript has 2 exons. The record is from RefSeq and is a predicted model, not a curated record. Lineage: Eukaryota; Fungi; Mortierellomycota; Mortierellomycetes; Mortierellales; Mortierellaceae.
AUGACAAAGGUGAAAACGCGUACUGGCUCUGGAACCUCCAACAGUCGAGACUACCGUGGUGUUGACCAUCUUCCUGGUCACUACAGCCCGAUCAUGGAGACCGAUGCUGGCCCAACUCAGCUUACUGCACCUAGAUCUGCCAGACGUGGGCGUCCCCCUCUGGUUCGCGUACCUGAACAACAGCAGUACCCCCGUAGCCGCCGAAAGAGGUCCGAUGCUCCUUCACCUGUUUCUGUGAGAAGGGCCUCUUUGGACUUGAUAGGCCUAACGCGAGACGCUUCCGAGCUUCAACCUCAUGAGAAGCGUCAAAAGGUUGCUGCGAAUCAGCCUAUCCUUUCAGUUCGCCAGGCUCAACAGACCGUUGACGUUCAUGAGCCUGGGGAACGAGCCCACUGGGCCACCCCUGCCACCACUGCUGGACCCUUUCGCCCUUCCGCUGACUCUUAUCUUGAUCGAGGGGGGUCACCUAGUCCACCAUCGUCCCCAGUCUUUGCCUACGAUGAGCAUUUGAAGCAUUGGUCCUCAUGUGAAACCAAGUCCUUGCACCGCCUUGUGGAGCAGUAUGGUGAAGAUGACUGGCACUCCGUGGCAAGUCGCAUGCCUGGCCGAUCUACCCAAAGCUGCAAGCUGCGGUGGGUACGGUACAAGGCCGAAAAACAACGACAGCAGCAGCAUACCAGUUCGGACGUAGUUGCUUUUCCCCGAGGCCAGAGUAAAGGCAAAGAGAGAGCCAGCGACAGAUUUGCAGAUCCUUUGUUUACACUUGCCGCAGCAGCAACCGUCAUUGAAAACCUUCCGCCCAACAUGAUCAUCACCAUGGCUCCACCUACGGCUCCAGCCCUAAUCGAAGCUCGAGCCAAGGACGCAACUAUGGCCCCUACCAUGACUCCACCUACAGUCUCGAGCAUGGUUUCGGGUGUAGCUUCAAAUCUAAUUGCAGCCUCGACCAAGGAAAUGCCCAAGGACGUGGCCAUCAUUCCAUUUUCACACCCAACCAUGAUCCAGACCGUGCCCUUGCCGCCAAUUGAAAAUUCGGGUACAAGUCUAGCCAUUAGUCCAGCUAAGGGCCCAGCUGCAAACUCAGACCUGGUUGCUGUCAUCGAAGCACUGCCUGGGCCUUCGACUGGGCCUUCGAUCCAGAAGUCUCUCCAAAGCACCGGACGCCAACCUGACCAAGGGUCACGUCCAAAAAAACAUAAUGCGGCUUCUGGCCGUUGGAGAGCAGGUGAAGAUAAGGCCCUAAUGGAAGGAGUUAACGCUUACCUGGCAUCGCGCGGCUUGGAGGCCCAGCCCCCAGCCCAUCUCCCAACAGAACAAGAGCUCCAGCUGCAGAAGAGACAGCUACAAGAAGAGCAGAAUCAACGAGAUGCAACCACCAUCUUGGCAGCCAUUCAAAGACAGGGCGCUAAUGCCUACCCUAUCACCUCCGUACAAAAUCAGCCUGCGUACACGAUGCAACAGACGCAUCAGUACCAGCAUCAGCAUUUGCAACAGCAGCAUCUCAUGCUUCAGCGGAGCCAACAGUCCCAGCAACCACAGCUGCUGCAUCAACAGCAACAGUUAAUGCUACAGCUCGAGCUGCAUCACUAUCAGCAGCUCCAGCUCCAUGCGCAAUACCAGGCACAGCAACGAAUACAGCUUUUGGCACAGUAUCAGCAGCCUUGGAGCGGAAGCGGACUUGGUCCUGCAGAGGAGGCGGAGCUGUUCAAUUCUAUGGUUGAUCUGUCAUAUAAAGCCAGCAACGGCAAUGGAGGACUCGGCAAUGAGGCUGCUAAUGCUGUUGAGAGCUCGCCAUCCUCUUUGGGCUCCCUUACGGCUGCUGUAUCCGCCCAGGAUACUUCUUCUAAUACGAGUACACGCACGGGGACUACAGUCGUCGGUUCACGCAUUUACAGGAACAUGCGGUCAUCUCAUUACGUCCAUAACGACGACGAAUAUUAUUCAAGUGCUUCUUCUUAUCAGAGCUUGUCUAACACUCCAAUAUCCAUUGCAAGUGCUUCAUCAUCCAAUAAUGCAUCAGUUAAUCCAAGCAGCGGGUCAGGCGCCAAGUGUGACACUGAUUUAGCGGAAGCGCUUUGCGAGGCCCUGUCAAUGGCAGGGGAGCCGCGUCAAUUUUACAGCCCACAAGAAGUCAAUGGCACCAGCUGUGAACAGAGCCCACAUUUAGUAGCUAGAUCCUCAAGCAACGAUCUAACUCAGCCCUUCGUCGAAACUAGAGAUGACAACCAGGUGCCGCAGCAAGCUCAUCAAGACUACUACAAGGAAUAUCAGACACAAGGCUAUCACUUGAGGUACGACGGUGGUUUCCACACUACGGCGGCUUCCCCGUUCCUGCCAGCCACAAAGGUACUUGCGAACCAUCAAUCGACCCCAGCAGCGAACCCUCAAGCGAUUGUAUCAGAGGGUAUACCAACACCAUCGACUGGUCUCCUUCUCGAGCAGCAAUUUAUGCUUCCCCAGAGUGACAAUAUUUCCGCAACAGGCUCAACUUUGUACUUUGAUAACGCAUCCCAGGCUAUGGCGACCUAUUCUGUGGAGCAUCAGAAUCAAGCAUCAAGUAAUACAUUAGUGUUUUCUCACGCUGCAUCAGCGAUUCCUUUCCACCGGGCUCAGAUGAACAGCCAACUGGCCACUGUAGAGAGUAACCACAAUGGUAGCAAUAUGCCUCGCGAGCCUGACAGGAACGAAGAGAUGGUCAACAUCGAGGUAAAGCUUCCGCUUAUGAGCAAUGAUACGUCCCAGGAUAUGAACGCAUUAAACCAGCAACAGCAGAACCAGGAAUGGCAUCACCAUCCUCUUGGACCAUGGCUCGAUGCUGAUGGUGGUGACAAUGACAAGAAUGGCGAUACUGGACUAAGCGAUGAUGAUUUUAUAUGGAAUUGGGAUUGGACUUUUUUGGAUGGCGAGAAAGGUGGAUCUUUGACACCUUGGACGCACACCGGUCUUGAUUAUAUUCUUGGACUCGAGAAAUUGGAUCCUUCUUUGAUUCCCUAUCCUCAGGCCCAGGCUCAUUCUGGCACCCUUUGUGAUUCUCAGCCUCCUUUAAUAGCUGAUCCUGGUCAACCUUUAACCCCGUUUACUAUGUCUUCUAUGCAUUCUACAUUUGAUUCCACAUUGCUUGGAUUCGAACCAUUGGCUUUAUUUGACAUGUUUACUCCUGCAUCCUUUUCAUCAUCUCAUUCUCUUUUUGUUUCCGAUCAUCCUUGUCUAUUCCAUAAUAACAUCAGCAGCAGCAGCAGCAGCAGGUCCUACAACAGGCUACGCGACUCAAAAUUAAGCUCAAGCUCAAACUCAAGCAGCAGCUCCAGCAUCAGUUCCAACAGCAACUGCAAUACCAUGAACAGUGUUACCAACAAUACUACCGACAGCAUUAUCAACAACACCAUCACCAACAUCAAUUUCAAUAUCAGCACCAAGGAUCCCAAGAGCAACCUGGAGGACAUGAAGGAAAAGGAGGGAGCUUUCGACAGUAGGGCUCCAUUCUUUUCAUUCGACGACAUUAUGGCCAGUAAUGGCUUCCCUGGUGAUAUCGACUUGGACGGUAUCAACUUUUUCACGAUCAAUAAUGAAUUUCUUAACGACUCCAUUACAAAGGGCAUCUUUAGUCCACUUAUGAACGAUAUCAGAGACGACGCCAUAACUGCUGCUAAUACUACCUCUAGUGGUACCUCUAAUACUAGUACUUUUACAAACAAAACUAAUAGCAUCACCAACACCGACAAUAUUAAUACUGCCAUGAAUACAACAACAGAAUCUAACUCUCAAUCAACAUCAACAUCAACAUCUUCUGUCCCCCAAUUCCCAACAGCUUCGGCACGAAACAAACCUCAACCACAUUUGGGUGAUAGACCUCCUCUCAAGACACGUGAAGCCUACAGCCUUGCUAUCUCUCGAGCGAUGACGACUUGCCCCUGGAGCUAUAUCACUCAAAAGGCCAUCCCUGGACGGAAUGGAGUGCAAGCCCAGGCAAGAUGGUCUGAAGCGCUGGAUCCAAGAGUGAAGAAGGAGCCUUGGACGGCUGAGGAGGAUACAAAGUUAAUGGAAGGGGUGGAAAAGCAUCAAAAGUGUUGGAUCUGGAUUGCGGAUGGGAUUCCAGGUCGGACACAACGACAAUGUCGAACACGAUGGGUGCAAAUUACGAUCAAACGAGAGCGUGAGGCUGCACAGGCGGCAGUAAACGCGUUAACGGAAGAGAGAAAAGUCAGGGAGAAGAUGAAGGGCUUUGAAGAGGAGGAGGGAAGAGAGGAAGAAAGGAAAAGGCUGCAAGGAAAGUGGGAAGUGAAGGCGGAAGAGAAUGACGGACAGGAUAAUGAUGAAGAUGAAGAUUAUGUGGAGGAGGAAGAGGAUGAGGACAUAGAUGAUGAAUGA